CACAACAUGGCCAGAACCAAGUAAGGAAAACCAAGCAAUAACAAAUUCAGUCUUUCACCCCAAAGUAUUUGUAAUGACUCCUUGGAAAACAAAAAGUACACUCAUAAAAACCAAUAAAAGAGGAAACACAAAUUCAGACCUGGAACUGUCUCUCUGAGAGAAAUCAGAAAGUAUGUCUCAUCUAAAAUUGUAGAUAUCAAUCAUCCACUCAACUCCUAAUUAGGAAAUUGCCAUUCUAAAGACUAGUGAGAGAAGUGUCAUAAAGAUCUGAGAAAGAUUUCAGAUUUACCCAAUCUGCCCUUUAUGCUUUACAGGAAGCCACAGAAGGCUUCAUUACUCACCUAUUUGAAGAUGCCAACCUCUGUUCCCAUCAUGCGAAGAGAGUCACCUUGCUUACUCGAGACUUGCAAUUGGCCAUCAGAAUCUAAGGAAUAGAAUAUUGAUUUG
Messenger RNA from Paramecium octaurelia, 447 nucleotides. The record is from the annotation of a GenBank genome assembly. NCBI's taxonomy places the organism in Eukaryota, Ciliophora, Oligohymenophorea, Peniculida, Parameciidae.